CGCGCGGUUUGUCAUGCCAGCAGUGGUUUUGCCGACUCGCCACUGUAUAGCAGCAACGAACACGACGACGUCGACAAAAAAAUCGCCAUCCACCGCCGCCGUUACUAUUGCUGCUGCUGCUGCUGCUGCUGCGGGUAACAAUAUUACGACGACGACUACGCUCUACUGGUUGCCUGUAGUGGAUAGCCCGGCGUGUUGUUUUUGCUGUUAUUGCGGCGGUCGGCUGUUCGUCGUCGGCGGUGUCCCGACCACCGGACGUGUUAAUAGCGUUUGUAGCGGUAGUCCUCCGUUGAAUCGUUUCGACGCGUGUUCGCAGCCGCCCCCGUCGCGUAAUAAUUUCGGUAGGCUCUGCCGGUGUGACGGUGCCGUCGUCGCCGCCACCACCGCCGCCGUCGUGCUAUUGGUGCCGUAUGUGCUUGGGCCGCCGUGCUUUCGACCGAUCGUACUGCCGCCCACGUUCGUCACCACCGCCAAUAACCUCAGGCAUCACCGCCGGAUACAUCACCAACACCUGUACAACACGGCCGUCGCCGGCAACAAUAUGGAAACUAGGUCAGUAUAUUUGGGUUUAGACGAAGAAUCGUAUGCUAGCAUUAAAGAUUCUGUUAAAGAGUUGUGGAAUCUAAUAGGACUGAAGGGCACCGGUGGCAGUGCUCUGGGUGGUGCGAGCAGCGCAUUAGUAGGCACCAGCGGCAAUCUAGGCGCGGCAGCAGCCGCUGCUGUGCUAAGCGGCGGUAGCAGUCGCGUGACGUCGUCAGGCGUUGAGCUCAGGGAGCUCAGGCGCCACAACUACAAGGCUUCCGUGUCGGUGCUAUCGCACCUGAACAAAGGCAACGCCGCUUCGCCAUACGUCAGCAUCGGAGGAGGACACCGACAACGGACCAGAGCCCACCGGGCCAUGAACAUGGGCCAGAAAAUAUCUAGUGGAGUUAAAACUGUUAGCCGCGAAAGUGCGCAACCGUACAAGCCCGUAGUACCCAGAGAGCUGGCCCAAGAUUUUGCCCGUCCGGCCAGAUUAGACAUACUAUUAGACAUGCCGCCUGCGUCCAAAGAAAUGCAAAUUAAACACGGCUGGAACGCGGACGAUAGGUCUCUAAACAUAUUUGUCAAGGAAGAAGACAAAUUGACAUUCCACAGGCAUCCGGUAGCCCAGAGUACUGAUUGUAUCCGAGGUAAGACUGGCUUGACCAAAGGUCUACACGUCUGGGAAGUAAAUUGGUCGACCAGGCAACGCGGCACGCACGCAGUGGUCGGCGUCGCGACACAAGAUGCACCUCUACACUCUGUCGGUUACCAGAGUUUGGUGGGAAGUAACGACCAGUCAUGGGGCUGGGAUUUAGGGCGUAACAAAUUAUACCAUGAUUCAAAAAGCUACGACGGCAUCACGUAUCCGGCCUUGCUCAAGCCCGACGAGACGUUUAUAGUGCCAGAUAAAUUUUUAGUUGUUUUGGAUAUGGACGAGGGUACACUGUCCUUUGUCGUAGACGGCCAGUAUUUAGGCGUAGCGUUUAGAGGCCUCAAGGGGCGGAAAUUAUUCCCAAUCGUCAGCGCUGUUUGGGGUCACUGUGAAAUUACGAUGAAAUACAUCGGUGGACUAGAUCCUGAACCCUUACCGCUGAUGGACCUAUGUAGACGAGUCAUUAGACAGCGAAUCGGUAAACAAUACCUAGAAGAACGCGUCAUGGACCUGAACCUGCCGCAGUCUCUAAGCGUUUACUUAUUAUACCGGGACAGGAGAUAACGGGGCCAAAAGCCACGCCGAAAAUAUUGAUCAACAGAUCUCAAACGUCGAUCCGAUUCCUCCCCUACUUAUCUGUCCUAUUCCCUGCCCUGUCGACUCAACACCAUCUCCUCACCCACCCACUAAUAACUCGUAUCUCCUCUACCUCAGGCCAGUAACCGCGACGUUCGCUAAACUAGUCUCCCCCCCUUCGUGAUUCCCUCGUUCAAGUUUCCCUUAAUAACAUCCUUACCCCACCCAUCCCAUGUAAAUAAUACUCGAUGCAAACACCCUAUCCCUAUCCCAUUUAAAUUACACAAACACGAAACUUUAAGUAACGACUGAUGUAUCAAGUGUCAAGAUAGUUUUUUUUAAUAUAUUAAUUAAUUUAAGGUUUAGGAAAAAAAAUUGAAAAUAAACUUUUGUACAAAGUCCAUAAAAUGCCUAUUCGGUAUUAUAAGAGAAAGAAAUUAAGCGCGCAACAUAAAUACCGCGUAUAAUUUUCAACUUGUGAAUUAUAUUUUUUUUUUUUUUUUUAUUAUUAUUAUUAUUAUUAUUAUUAAAAUUAAUUUCUAUCCUGGUUU
This is a messenger RNA of Rhopalosiphum maidis (corn leaf aphid), 2304 nucleotides long. RefSeq names its product protein gustavus (gene gus). The coding region runs from base 14 to 1741 and encodes 575 amino acids. Lineage: Eukaryota; Metazoa; Arthropoda; Insecta; Hemiptera; Aphididae. The record is from RefSeq and is a predicted model, not a curated record. The transcript has 7 exons. Gene Ontology annotation, biological process: proteasome-mediated ubiquitin-dependent protein catabolic process. Gene Ontology annotation, cellular component: SCF ubiquitin ligase complex. Gene Ontology annotation, molecular function: protein binding.